UUUUCCUUACUGGAAUCAAAAGUGCCUAUUUUUGAAAGUUUUCCUCCAGCGCUUUUAGUGCAUUACCUGGAUGAUGGGACCUGGCCGAAGAUGAGUGAUGAGUUUAAGAGGGGAGAAGGACAAAGACGGAAGAGCGGAAGAGCGUUGGAUGUUGCCUAUGCAAAUAGGGAUUAGCAGCUAGACAGCUCAGUAGAGCCUCUGUACUCCGCGAUAGGAUAUCUCUGGAUACCCAACGCUGGGGAUAACAACGCCUAGAAGGACCUUUGGGUCUAACCCAGCCGGGCGCUGGUGUUCUUUGGACGGCGGGGAGGCGAGGGUGACCCCAUGCAAAACAGGACAAUCGCGAAGAAAUCCUAAGAGUGCUUCGAAAGAGAUUGUGCAGCUGUUAUCGGCCUUUCCCUCUGUAACGCAGCUUCUUUUCUCUUUCGGGGAAAGAAGAAAGAAGCAGGGUUGGGAAAACGCGGGAGGGUGACAGGUGGAAGACGCCAGUGCCUGGAUCACACCUGUAAAGUUCUGCGAAUGAGGCCGAGCGACUGUAUGACCAAAGGCUCGCUGGGAACCGACCCAAAUUCUAGCACAUGCCCCUUGUGUUCUGUUCUCAAGAUUUCCUGGCUUCUUGUGUGAGCUCCUGGUCGUCUAGAGACCCCGCUGAGAAAGCCCAACCCAUCCCUUGAACCUCUGGGGCUGCCUCUGACAGAGUCGAGGCAUUGAUCCGGCUAGCCCAGAGCUGCCUGCUGCCGUCUUAAGGUCCCGGAUAAAGAAUUCGAGUGAAAGAAAUGGCAGUAGAGCAGUGUGAAAUGGCAGCCCUGGACCCCCACCACGAAACGCCCACGGAAAUACAGGAAGUGCCGCCCACAAUUAAAACCGAGGAGCCGGACGCCCCAGUCCUUGAACCCGAGAUGGGAGCAAAGGGAUCCGAAAAGGCUCCUCACGUUAUCCAGGCCGGGAGCAUUCGGGAGUUUCUGCACAGGACGUCGGGGAAGCAGUUUACUCAGAUCCCGGGCGAGGGGCUUCUUCAGCAGUGGGAGUCUCAGUGGCAGGAGUUCCUGAGGACCCUGGAGUCCCCCUGCUCAGUCUGGGGAGCCCCACAGUUGCCCACGGACCACGCCCCGUGGGACGACGCCAAGGCCUUCCUGGCCUCCUUCGAGCAAGUGGCCGAGGCCUGCCGGUGGCCCAAAGAAGAGUGGGCGGCCCGGCUCCUGCCGGCUGUCAGCGGGGCAGCCGAGCAGGCCUUUCGGAGCCUGGAAGCCAGGGACAGAGAGGAUUAUGGGAAAGUGAAGGCGGCCAUUUUGAGAGGGGACAGCUUCAGCCGGGAGAAGAAGCGCCAGCAGUUCCGGCAUUUCAGCUACCAGCCAGCCGAGGGGCCGAGGGGGGUUCACAGCCAGCUUCAAGAGCUUUGCAACCAGUGGUUGAAGGCCGAGAGGCACACGAAGGAGCAGAUCUUGGAGCUGUUGAUCCUGGAGCAGUUCUUGACCGUCCUGCCCCGGGAAAUGCAGAGAUGGGUGAGGGAAGGCAGCCCAGAGACUUGCGCCCAGGCGGUGGCCUUGGCCGAGGACUUCCUGCUGACACAGCCUGAGGAACGGGAAAAACAGGAGACACAGGAGCCCAAGGAGGCAGACAUGACUUGGCCUGAGGCCGAAGGGACUCACCUGGUUCCGGAGCCCGCAGAGGUGUGCACAGAAGACUGCUGGGAGAUCAGCGUCGCCAGCGAUGCCAGUGCCCUGUUGGGUAAAGAUCCAAAGCUGGACGAUCCCAAGACGGCGGAAAAGAACAAUAACCAACAGGCCAGUCCUUUGCAAGCAAAACCGAAGAAGGCGUCGCCGGCAAGAACUGGGCGAGACGCCGCCCAGCCUUGCGAGCCGGGAGAAGCCUCCGGAAGCUGCAAAGGGCCAGUGAAAGAGACGAAGAAAAGCCCGAAGAAAAAAGUUGGCAAGAAGCUGAAUAAAACCCCGCCGGGGAUCCAGAAGAGUAAACGAGAGACCAGGUCCCCUCCGGGUGGGAAGACCUUCAAGUUGAAACCACCCCUUGUCUCCCCGUCGAACGUCCGGGCCGGAGGGCCUCCCUAUAAGUGUACGGACUGCGGGAAGAGCUUCUGCCGGCGCUCGUACCUUUUCCAGCACCACCGGAUCCACACCGGGGAGAAACCCUACAAAUGCUCCUACUGCGACAAGAGCUUCCGGGAACACUCGCACCUCACCAAGCACGAGCGGCUGCACACGGGCGAGAAGCCGUACACAUGCACCGAUUGCGGGAAGAGCUUCCGCCAGUCGUCCAACCUGCAGAAGCACCUGAAGAUGCACAUCGGGGCCCCCAUCUACAGGUGCUCGGAAUGCGGAAAGAGCUUCAGCCAACGCUCCAAGUUCUGCCAGCACCGUAAGGUCCACGCGAGGGGGAAGAGCUACCCGUGCUCGCGGUGCGGGGAGUGUUUCGACCAGGCCUCGCUCCUCUAUGAGCACCGGCAGACCCACACGGAGCAGAGGUCCCACAAGUGCCCCGUGUGCGAGAAGACCUUCAUCCACCGGUCCAGCUUCCUGAAGCACAAGAUGACCCACACGGGGGAGAAGCCCUACAAGUGCUCGAUCUGCGGCAAGGACUUCAACCAAUCCUCCAACCUCCACAAGCACUACAAGAUCCACACGGGGGAGAAGCCCUAUAAGUGCCUGACCUGCGGGAAGUCCUUCACCCAGAGCUCCCACCUCAGCCUCCAUCAGAACACCCACAAAGGCUUCAAGUCGUACAAGUGCUUGGACUGCGGAGACAGCUUCACCGACCGGUCGCACCUGAUGAAACACAAACUCAGCCACGCGAAGGCGGCCACGUCAGCCUGAGGUCCCCACGUGCUUUUGGAAGGUGAAGGAAUCAUGUUUUUUUUUAAAGGCAGAGAAACAGGGUUAGAUUUUGAAUCUCUCCUCUGUCAUGAACUCUUUCGGAAGCUUUGGGCACGCUCUCUCUCUCUCUCUCUCUCAAUUAGACCCAUCCAUCUGCAAUAUGGUGGAGGGUAAUACUGAUCUACCUCGCAGGGAGGUGGUAUGGACUGCAGAAGCAGAGCGCCCGUGAAAUGCCUUUGGUGAUGGAUUUUGGCACAAAGACAGGAAUAUAGGAACAUAGGAAACCCUACCUGGAGAUGCUGGGAUUCGAACCUGGCACCUUCUCCACGCAAAGCAUGUGCUCUACCCACUGACCUAUGGCCCCUCCCCAAAAGGACUUGCGCCGCUCUGAACGUUAGAGGAGGAAAAUGUGUCAUAGGAAAAAGGGGGUGGGUUGGAGAACAGGUUGCCAAAUAUUCUUUUGUUAAGAGACUUUCUGUCGCCAUAAUUGGAUGAAUUAGAGGUGAGAUUCUUGUUCUUCCUAAGGAAGUCUUGCAACCUCUUCAAGGUUGAUGUAUUUAUUACAGCAGGGGCUCAGGCAGUUAUGUGAAACUGUUCAUGUACGUAAAGUAAAGCCGGCGGCCAUCCCAAAGCGGGGCCGAUGAUCACAUCAACAUCCUGCCUUAGGGUGAACAUAUGAAAAGGAGGGCAGGGCUCCUGCAGCUUUGUUGUGAUGAAGAGAGAAUUUCACCGGGAAUUUCAUGCAUACAAAUGACACCUGCUGAAAUUCCCUUUCCAAUACAACUGUUCAAGAUGCAGGAGGCCUGUCCUCCUUUCCAUAGGGUCACCCUACCAUUGAUAAGCUAACGAACAUCUGCAGUAGGGUGAAAAACUGUCGUCUGGCUUCAGGCCACAGUGGAUAAGACUGAAUUUCCAGAUAAGUUGUAAUUCGAAGUUUUAUGCUGGGGUCUCCCUUUAAGAUUUCUUUAUUCCAGAAGGGCCAAUCCUGGGAGGCUGAAACGUUCCUCUGCUGGAAUUUUCGUUGGGGAAUCGUUUCCAGAAGACCCUUGCCAGCAGAAAAGAAUGGAUGGGCAUAAAAAUCUAUUUCCGCACCAGCAUCAUCUGCUUCCUGGAUAUGGGAACGGUGGCAUGGAAAUGUCUGCUUCCAGGUGGCAGAAUGAUUUGCUACCCGACUGCACACAAGGCUAAAUUUCCAAGUGGCGCAGAGUGGUAAGCGGCAGUUACUGCAGCUGAAACUCUUCCCACGGCCUGAGUUCGAUCCCAGCGGAAGCUGGUUCUCAGGCAGCCAGCUCAGGUCGACUCAGCCUUCCAUCCUUCCGAGGUCAGUAAAGUGAGUACCCAGCUAGCUUGGGGAAAGGUAACUGCGACUGGGGAAGGCAAUGGCAAACCACCCCGCUACAAAGCUGGCCAGGAAAACAUCAGCGAAAGCAGGCAUCCCUCUAGGAGUCAGCAAUGACUCUGCUUGCACAAGAGGUUCCUUUCCUUUCCUUCCCCAUAUGAUGUUGGUAACCUGGGCUCCAUCUAGCAGCCCUGUGCAGCCCUCAAAAAAGGAGAAUUCUUCUUCCCAGGAUUUAAGUUUAUAUUUUAAAAAAACCUGCAAUGUUUCUUAAUUAAUGAAAACCAGUGAAUUGGUUUUAAAAUCAUUUUGAUCACUUAAUAUAUA
Molecule: messenger RNA, 4491 nt
Organism: Elgaria multicarinata webbii
Lineage: Eukaryota; Metazoa; Chordata; Lepidosauria; Squamata; Anguidae
Product: zinc finger and SCAN domain-containing protein 30-like
Exons: 4
Coding region: 777-2828 (683 amino acids)
Source: RefSeq, a predicted model, not a curated record